UAAACCUUAUAGAUCGAAUUAUUCUUCGAGAAUAGGUUGUGAUUAAGCAUAUUUAACCUUACAAUGAGUAGUUCUCCUCCAAAUAAGAAGAUACAUGUUUCGAAGGAACAUUAUAUCUUUGAAGUAACAAAAAGUGUUGCUUCGGAGUCACCUUGCAGACGAGAAAAGUGAGUGUGUGAGCAGCAGCAAACAGUGAGUUACAGAUGUUUACAGAUCUAAUUUGUUGCCAUGGCAAGCUCCGAUGAUGAAAAACAGACUGCUAUACACUUUGCUGAAAUGUUUUGCAAUUUGUUAGAUAAACAUCGUGACCAAUUAACAGCGUAUCUUGCAGAUGAUGCAGUGUUAGAUUGGUUUGGACAUACAGUAAGCAGCAAGAAUUCAAUUGUUGGUUUCAUGAAGUUGGAAAUUCCUGAAACAUUACACAAUCUCACAUCAAUAGAACCUUCAGGUCCCAUUCAGCAUCAGAAAAAGAUGGUUCUUGAAUUUAUGGACAGCGAGAACAAUGUAACAUCAUUGAAAGGCCAGACAUCACUUCACGAUUCACUUUCAGAUGAAGACCUUGCAAUGCCAUUGGACAGUCCAGAUUUUAUGGUCCAAGUAACUUGUUCAGAGCAAGUUGAUGGAAUGGCCAAACUUAAUCUUAAUAGCCUAUCCUUACAUGAGAAUUGCACAGACAAAUGGAAAUCCCUUAAUUGUUUCCAGUCACAACUUUUAACUUCAAAGAAAUGCGGGAUUCCAGUAGUAUCAGAGCAAUAUUAUGAUUCCAGGUAUGAAGGACAAGGAGAUUGUCUUUUUAAACCCAGUGUGAAUUAUUUUAUGAAACCUAACAGAUUUUUGGAAGCUCGUGGAAGUAUUGAGUUCCAGCGUACCAGACAGCCUGGCAUGGAAACUAAGAAUAUGAAGUUGAUGUCAGACACUAUGAAGUGGUGUCGAUUCUUCAAACUACAGAUUGCCUACAGCACCCCAAAUGCAGUAUUUCAUGCUAAUGAUCUUAGUGAUGGAAUAGCUGGUGAUUUUAAAAUCUGGCUUCUAGUAUACAAGGAUAAUUCACAAUGCAGAAGAAAUCUGUCUGAAGCAUUUGAUAAAUUAAAAUGAAAUGGGGAGAUCAAUAUUACGACUAUAGGAUUCUCGCGUCAUGUACCGCACCAUUAUUUAUGUGUGUUUAAUAAUGUAUUUCAUAUUUAGGUGCUGUUAUGCAGUACAGAUUUUAGUUUGACUUUGAUUUUUUGAGUUUUCUUAGUACAGGUAGUCCCCGAUUUAUGCCAGGGUUACGUUCCACCUCCUCAGGGUUGUUAGCUGAAGCGGUGUAAAUCAAGGAAGAAUUAUAAUGUAUUGUACUGGCGGACGAGGAGAAAGCAACUGAUGCCGACACUAGUGCUGCCUAAGUAACCACUUCCUGUGCUGAGUUUACCCUUGCGUUUUCAAUUUUUUUCUUAUAUUUGUUUAUUUUUUCAAUAUUAUUUUAAAAGGGCGUUAAUGUGAAACAGCAUAAACAGUGGCCUUGUUAACCUAACCUUUUUCACAGUUAAAUCAAUAAACAGCUUUGAAAGCUAGUAUAGCAUUCUGCCAAAUUUGAUAAAGAAUGAUUCUGUCAAUAUUCAUUUGUUCAUUAUUUUAUUUAAACAGAUUAUUAAAGUAACACAUUUUGUUAGAGAUGCUUUAAGUUGGUGAACUAGCUGUAAGUUUGUGUUGGUAACAUCACAUUAGUACCAGUCUGUUGUAGCUGUUAAUCAUAUUUAUUAAUGAAUGUAUAACAUUAUAUUGCUGCAUUAUAAAAGAUGUAAGCUCUAAUUCAAGACUAGACAGAAAUUAAUUUUUUUUUCAUG
This is a messenger RNA of Zootermopsis nevadensis, 1826 nucleotides long. The record is from RefSeq and is a predicted model, not a curated record. NCBI's taxonomy places the organism in Eukaryota, Metazoa, Arthropoda, Insecta, Blattodea, Termopsidae.